GAUGGCCAGAUAUGCGCUCAGUUUGCAGGAAAGAACUUUCGAUGGAAUAAUCCUACAACAGACCUAAUGCUCACCCUAACCCAUGCUCAAUGCUUGCCAGCGGAACACCCCAAACCCCUUUCCUGUUACAAAACCCACAGCCCGAUGAUGCGAAAUGAUGACCUUUUUCAGGUGGUAUCGACCAAAAAACCCCAUUCCUGGAAACGACCCACCCAUCCAGUAAACCCAUUGCAUAAUCCAGGAGAAGCGAAAGAGAUGAACCCGCAUGUAAACAACAAACUAGUUGAAAGAGUGAAACAAAUUAGAAGUUAAUCAGAGUGGUCCGAGCCCUGGUCUGUAUGCUUCUUGUAAAAAGCACAUGUGCCCAGAGUACGUGCACCAUGUCUCCCCUUCUAACGAGAAAUUCUAGGAUGCUUUUAGAGCCCCUGGCACCGUCUUUUUUGUGAGAAAAGUCGAAAAGCCCUGGACCG
This is a messenger RNA of Aplosporella prunicola CBS 121167, 470 nucleotides long. RefSeq lists its product as uncharacterized. NCBI's taxonomy places the organism in Eukaryota, Fungi, Ascomycota, Dothideomycetes, Botryosphaeriales, Aplosporellaceae. The transcript has a single exon. The coding region runs from base 67 to 312 and encodes 81 amino acids. The record is from RefSeq and is a predicted model, not a curated record.